Molecule: messenger RNA, 1266 nt
Organism: Salvia miltiorrhiza (redroot sage)
Lineage: Eukaryota; Viridiplantae; Streptophyta; Magnoliopsida; Lamiales; Lamiaceae
Exons: 3
Coding region: 1-1266 (421 amino acids)
Molecular function (GO): nucleic acid binding
Source: RefSeq, a predicted model, not a curated record
AUGGUCAUACAUAGAGCUAGAAUCGAGGAUGAUGAAAGAAAUAAGUUAGCACAGUGGCUUCUUGAGCAUAGCCUUGGAGGGAAGCUCGAAUUUGGUGCCAAAAAAGAGGCAGCAACCCUCUUCAAAGUCGAUUUGAAGACAAUUUGGAGGAUUUGGAGCCAAGUGUCAAAGCAAAGAGCUUGUGGUGUACCUAUACAAGUAAAAUCCAUCAGAAAAGGUGUGUCAAAAUCUUUGAUUCACAAGUGGGUGAAGGAGAAAAAGCUUAAACCACACACAAAUGCAAUAAAACCCUUUCUUACCCCACAGAAUAGGCUGUCAAGACUGAAGUGGAGCCUAAAUCAGCUUAGUUCAAUAAGUGAAGAUGGUUUUAUAAAGUUUCAAACAAUGUACAACACCAUUCACAUCGAUGAGAAGUGGUUUUACCGUACCAAAACCAAUGAUAGGUAUUACCUGCUGCCGGAUGAAGGGGAACCAUAUCGUACAUGCAAAUCAAAGAGGUACAUUGAAAAGAUUAUGUUUAUGUGUGCCGUUGUCCGACCAAUAUUUGGCCUAGAUGGCAGAUGCAUAUUUGAUGGAAAGUUUGAGAUAUUUCCUUUCACAACCAUGGAGGCAGCACAACGGAAUUCAAAAAACAGAAUGAAAGGUACCAUGGAAGUGAAGCCAAUCAGAGCAGUUACUAAGGAAGUGAUGAAAUGUUGUCUUUUAAAAGAGAUGAUACCUAACUUUAAAGCUAAGUGGCCAGUGGGAGCAAACAAGCACAUAUAUAUCCAACAAGACAAUGCAAAACCCCACAUAAAACCCAAUGAUCCAGACUUUUUAGCGGUUGCAAAUACUGAUGGUUUUAAAUUCCAACUAGUAUGCCAGCCUGCUAAUUCACCGGAUACAAAUGUCAAUGACCUAGGGUUUUUCAGAGCAAUACAGACAUUGAAGGAUCAAAAACCAGCAGGGAAUAUGGAAGAGUUACUCAAGAAUGUUAAAGAUGCAUAUGAUGAAUACCCACCAGAGAAGCUAAACCAUGUGUUCAUUACUUUGCAAAGUUGUUACCAUGAAAUCAUCAAGGCAAGGGGAGGAAAUGACUACAAAAUUCCACACAUGAACAAAGAAAGACUCUCAAGACUGGGGUUGUUACCAGAUUGCAUUCAAGUUGAAGAAACACUUGUAAGGGAAACACUACAGUUUCUGGAGUUGGAUGCAAGUGCAGAGGGAGAAAUUUACAACCUUGGAGCAGUCAUAGAAGGGCUGGAGCAGGUUGACAUCACUGAAUAG